AGGCAUUCUCUGCUACUCUGUGGUUUCAGCAAUUCAUACACGCGUUGAAGAUACAUACAUACCAGAAGAUACAAAAUGGAUGUGAAGAGAAAGAAGAAUUACUUCUCCAAUUAUGGAAAUCAGAAGAGGCGUAAACAAUUCGUCUUGGAAUCGGGGAUGACCGGCUUUCUGUGCACGUGCAAUUUCCGCGAGAAGGAUUGCGUCCGUGACGCGUAUAAGAUUCUCGACAAAUACUCUAUUCAGCUUUACGGACCCGAAGGGAUCAAGACAAGUGGUGAACUCAAGGAUGAGAAGAAAGGAAACGGAGACCCUCCUGAAGGUGAGAAGGAUGGUGCCGAAGAGGAUAUCUUAAUUGCUAUAAACAAAGAACUUGAUGAAUUAAAAGCAGUAUCGAAGAAAGAUGUUUCGCAGAAAAGAUUUCAGGUUGUAGACACAGGUGCAAAAAAUGUUAUAUUCAUACGAAGUAGCUUACCUAAUCCUUUAGAAGUGGUUUCUACAAUCAUUAAAGAGUUGGAUGAAACAAAGAAACAACAUACACGGUUUUUACUAAGGAUACUACCAAUCGAAGUCGUCUGCAAAGCUAAUAUGAAUGACAUAAAUGCCAAAGCAGACGUCUUGUUUCAGAAGUAUUUUUCACAGGAACCUAAGACAUUUUGUAUCGUAUUCAACCGGCACAGUAAUAACAGUAUGAAUCGAAAUGACGUGAUAGAGGAUUUGGCAAAGUUAGUAGUAAAGAAAAACCCAGAUAACAAGGCAGAUCUUAAGAAUCCAGAGAUUGCCAUAGUGGUUGAAGUUAUACGUGGAUUUUGUCUUUUGGCCAUAGCUCCAGAUUAUUACAAAUAUAAGAAGUAUAAUCUUUUGGAAAUAUGCAACCCAAAAGAGAAAGAACAGAAGGAGAAUUCACAAGAUAAGCCACCCGAAUUGGAGAAACAGGUUGAUAAAUCUGUAGAUGAGAAGAAUACAAGUGAUAAAGUGGAGCAAGAGGAAAAGGAUGAAAGUGAAACCACCGAAGCAGAAAAAUCAGAGGACACAGAAGACAAAUAGAAUAAAAGAAACAGCUGACGAAAAUAAAGAACAGGAAAGUCAAAUAAAUGAAGAUACCCCUAAAGAAGUUGACAAAGGUAAUGACACAAAGGAAGACACGACUUCAACGGAAGUUGAAGAUGGAACAGAAAAGGAGAAAGUUUCAGACACUGUGCAGGACUAAUGGAAGCUGUCGAUGACAAAGUUUCUUAAUAUUAUGAUACGACUUAAUAUUAUUAUACUUUGAAAAAUUGUUUAUUUAGUUUCAUAAAAAUUCUAUAAAAAUAGAAGGAAAUACUUUUAUGUUGUA
Molecule: messenger RNA, 1333 nt
Organism: Orussus abietinus
Lineage: Eukaryota; Metazoa; Arthropoda; Insecta; Hymenoptera; Orussidae
Product: THUMP domain-containing protein 1 homolog
Exons: 5
Coding region: 76-1044 (322 amino acids)
Biological process (GO): tRNA modification
Molecular function (GO): RNA binding
Source: RefSeq, a predicted model, not a curated record